Ostrea edulis (European flat oyster) is the source of this 2454-nucleotide messenger RNA. RefSeq lists its product as uncharacterized. The transcript is spliced from 7 exons. The coding region runs from base 484 to 1170 and encodes 228 amino acids. NCBI's taxonomy places the organism in Eukaryota, Metazoa, Mollusca, Bivalvia, Ostreida, Ostreidae. The record is from RefSeq and is a predicted model, not a curated record.
AGGUAAACAGGAAGUGACAAAUCACCAUUUUGCAACAGAUGUAUUUCAGAGACGUUGGACAUAUUCGUCGGGAAAAGCGUAAAAUUCGCAGCAAAACUUUCCAGAUAUGGCCGAGAGACACUUAAUUUAUACACUUCUCUAUCAUUCCUCCAUUACUUUCUUGCUCGGUUCCACGGUUUACAGAUAAAGAAAAAUGUUUUGCAAGGGAAGUCGAUUGAAUGCAUGAUAAGAACCCAAGAUCAUUUGUGCUGGCCAAGAAGGAAGGAUGCUGAAAAUACGAUCGACUUGGUGACUCCGUCGUGGAUCAACGCUCUUUUAUUUGAUUUGUUAGAUAAUAUGUAUUUUGAACAUUUCAAAAUGUAAAUUUAAAGAGACUGGUAGAGCACUAUCUGCUUGUUGUUGAGGAAAGCAGUUUAACUUUGUACUUAAAAUGAGUUCUCUGCUGGAACUCCACAACUAAUUUAGAUUGUAUUACAUACCAAAAUGGGUGAUCCACACAACCGAAAAAAUUCAGCAGUCAAUCGUUUACGGAAUCAACUGAAGAAAAAGAGAGAGUCUCUCGCAGACCAAUUUGAGUUCAGAAUGUACAUUGUUUUUCACUUCAAAGAGAAGAAAAAAAAUCCUGCCAUAUUUGAAGUUUCUGAGGUUGUGCCAGUAAUGACUAACAAUUACGAAGAUUGCAUUCUUAAAGGUGUCAAGGAAAAAGCUUACUCUUUUGAGAGUUCUCAGGAACUGUUAGAAAAGGAUAUUGUUCAGCUUCAUGCUCCUCGCUGGCAUCCACUAAGGCGUGACAUUCUUGGCUGUACAACAGAUGUAGAUUUUCUUCUGUGGCCAAGAAAUGAUAUUGAAAAGAUUGAGGGAAGAUUGUUUUCCAGAUGGAAGGGGGAAGACAUGCCUUUCAAACCAGUCAUGGAGGAUUUUGUUUACUCUCAUGAGGACUAUGAUAGACAACUCACAAAUUUGGUGAACAAGAAGGAAAGAUCGGCUCUGAUUAUCAAUGACCCCAAACAGUCUAUGUUCCUGUUUCUGGAUAAGCAUCACAUCCAGACAACCACAAAGAAGAUGAUUUUGUUUAAGUUGUCCAGUGUCUGUCUGUAUUUACCACAAAAUCAGCUGACAUUAUGGGGACCUGGUACAGUCAACGACUUCUUGUCCAUGCAGCUCAUGUGAUUUGGCUGUUAGGUCUACCGCCAUCUUCUCGGGAAAUUUGACAAGAAUUUAGACAAUUUCAUGUGUCUAUGUGAAACUUUGCUUUCAUAUUAUAUUAUUUUUUGUUUGUUUUUUUUAUUUUUUGUUUUACAAAAAAAAUGGUUCAUUUGUUCACUAAAGUAAAUCCUUCAUAGCUUAAGGCCUUGUUUGAGUUACUAGAAGAUUUUCCUGAUUAUUUUAUUGAAAAAAGUAUUUUUUUUUUGCUUAAAAAACCUGAUGAAAAGUUUUGCCUUCAGUCAUUUUAUCUUACUUGAUAAUGUUGAAGAGAAGAAAAAAAGUUUUUAUUUUACAUCUUAGACAUUGUUUAUACUGUCAGAAAUAAGCUGCUUAAGUUUUUUUUGUCAUUUUGGGAAUGUUCGGAAUAUUUUGCUUCAUACACUGAAAUUCAAAUAUUGUAAAUUUUGAUCUAGUAUUUUAUUUUCUGUAAACGAGUCAAAGGAAUUAGAUGUAAGCAUACACAGGUUCUUAACUGUGAUAAUCAGAUCUAUCAGUUACCAUUCUCUCCCUUUAAAAUAGCAGUUAAUAUAUUUGAUGUAAACAAACCUCUGUAAACAAACCGUGUCCACAUCUUUGUGUAAUAAUGGUGUUUUCAUGUUACAAGUAUUGCUUUGGGUAUCUUUAAAUUGGUAUGGUGCACUCAAUUCGAAAUAGAACUUUUGGUGGAAAUUUGGGUUUAUCUAACAACACUUAAUUUCAACUCCUCCAAUCAGAUGAAAUUUUAGAGGACAUUGGAUGUUUUUUUCCCCCUGAUACAUGCAUAUAAUUGUGUUGCAUGCCUUUGUCAUUUUAUGAUAAAUUUAAAAAGAAAAACCAAAGUAUAUUGCAAAGUUUGCAAUUCAAUUCAAUAAAUUUGCAUUGUAAAUAAAAAAAAAAUUGAUUUUAUUACAGACAAAUCAAUGUCUUGUAAAAUUAGAAAAUUUUGUUUGAUAUUGAUAAAAGAAUCAUAAAUUGUACUGCUGUAAUUUUGAUAAAGAAAGAAUAUCUUUUCACUUCUUAUAUAAAAUGGCUUUUGUCAUUUUCUAUGGGACGUUUUUCACAAUUAAUGCACAUGAUUUGUUAGGAAGUAUUCCUUUUUAUUAAAGAGAAAUGUCUGAAGAAUAGAUGUUCAGCAUUGAAUUCUGGUAAUGGCAAUUUCUGGCUAGUGUAAUUACUGUCAUGUAGAACAAUGUUUUAUUACAUAAUGUAAUUGAGUUUAUUUUUUGUUUAAUUUUUAACAUACCAGUAUUAAAAAAUCUUGUCAACUGA